AUGCGAAGAAUGGAAUGGGAUAACAUGGGAGUGACAGUUGACGGCUCGCAGCUUCACCAUCUUCAUGUCGUUGACGACAUCGUUCUGAUAACAUCAAGCAUCAAUCAGGGGCAACGAAAUCUGAUCAAAUUUGAUGAAACGUGCAAAAAGGCCGGCCUCCAGCUGAAUCUGGACAAGGCGAUGUUCACGAGGAACGGAUGGGCUUUGAAACAAGGGAACGAAUGCUCCAGCAAUACAUAUCUAGGUCGGAAAACCAACAUGAUGAACGACCUAACUUCCGAGCUGGCCAGGAUGAAACAAGCCUGA
Messenger RNA from Necator americanus (New World hookworm), 306 nucleotides. RefSeq lists its product as uncharacterized. NCBI's taxonomy places the organism in Eukaryota, Metazoa, Nematoda, Chromadorea, Rhabditida, Ancylostomatidae. The record is from RefSeq and is a predicted model, not a curated record. The transcript has a single exon. Bases 1 to 306 code for a protein of 101 amino acids.